Messenger RNA from Rana temporaria (common frog), 1277 nucleotides. RefSeq names its product actin related protein 2/3 complex subunit 1B (gene ARPC1B). Gene Ontology annotation, cellular component: actin cytoskeleton; Arp2/3 protein complex. Gene Ontology annotation, molecular function: actin filament binding. Lineage: Eukaryota; Metazoa; Chordata; Amphibia; Anura; Ranidae. The record is from RefSeq and is a predicted model, not a curated record. The coding region runs from base 155 to 1264 and encodes 369 amino acids. Gene Ontology annotation, biological process: Arp2/3 complex-mediated actin nucleation. The transcript is spliced from 10 exons.
UUGCUUUAAGCACCUCCGCCCACACAAGGAAGUGGCUGCAUUGCUCAGAGAGGAAAAGAGAAGUUCUGUAAAUGCUUGCAGACUGAUAAUUCUACCCUUCGGAAACUGCUCUGCGUUCUCCAUUAAGUAGACGGCACUUACAAAGCACACAGAAAUGGCGUUUCACAGUUUCCUCCUGGAACCAAUAAGCUGCCAUGCCUUUAAUAAAGAUGGAACUCAAAUAGCUUUUUGCCCAAAUAGUCAUGAUGUCCAUAUUUACAAGAAAGAAGGAGAAAAAUGGACCAAAAUGCAUGAGUUGAAAGAACACAACGGCCAGGUUACAGGCAUUGAUUGGGCACCUGAGAGCAAUCGAAUUGUGACAUGUGGCACUGAUCGAAAUGCCUACGUUUGGACUCUGCGAAACAAUGUGUGGAAACCAACUCUCGUCAUUCUGAGGAUUAAUCGUGCAGCACGAUGUGUGAAGUGGUCACCCAAGGAAAACAAGUUUGCUGUGGGCAGUGGUUCAAGGCUUAUCUCCAUCUGUUAUUUUGAACAGGAGAAUGACUGGUGGGUUUGCAAACAUAUCAAGAAGCCCAUAAGAUCUACUAUCCUUAGCUUGGAUUGGCAUCCAAACAAUGUCCUACUCGCAGCAGGUUCAAGUGAUUUUAAAAGCAGGAUCUUCUCAUCCUAUAUUAAAGAAAUGGAGGAACGCCCUGCACCUACCCCUUGGGGAUCCAAAAUGCCAUUUGGUGAGAUGAUGUUUGAAUCAAGUAGCAGCUGUGGCUGGGUGCACAGUGUCUCUUUCUCCCACAGUGGAGACCACAUGGCUUGGGUCAGCCAUGAUAGCACCAUAUGUGUUGUUGAUGCCACAAAGAAGAUGAGGGUUGCAACUCUAACCACAGAUACUUUGCCUCUCCUGUGUUUGACAUUUAUUACAGAAAACAGCUUAGUUGCUGCCGGUCAUGACUGCUAUCCUAUGCUGUUUACAUAUGAUAAAGACCAGGGGAGUCUGAGCUUUGGAGGAAAGCUGGACAUCCCUAAGCAGAGCGCACAGAAAGGAAUGAGCGCACGAGAGAGAUUUCAGAACCUGGACAAAAAAGCCAGCUCUGAUACCAACAAUGGAACACUGGAUACUUUGCAUAAAAAUAGCAUUAGUCAAAUCUCUGUGCUGAAUGGGGGGAAAGCAAAGUGCUCCAAGUUCUGCACCACUGGAAUGGAUGGAGGGAUGUGUUUUUGGGACAUAAAGAGUCUGGAAUCUGCAAUGAAAGGUUUGAAAAUAAAGUGAUCAAGACAAGAAA